Molecule: messenger RNA, 3081 nt
Organism: Thalassophryne amazonica
Lineage: Eukaryota; Metazoa; Chordata; Actinopteri; Batrachoidiformes; Batrachoididae
Gene: nr3c1
Product: nuclear receptor subfamily 3, group C, member 1 (glucocorticoid receptor)
Exons: 9
Coding region: 240-2585 (781 amino acids)
Biological process (GO): nuclear receptor-mediated glucocorticoid signaling pathway; regulation of DNA-templated transcription
Cellular component (GO): nucleus
Molecular function (GO): zinc ion binding; sequence-specific DNA binding; DNA-binding transcription factor activity
Source: RefSeq, a predicted model, not a curated record
GUUUAGCUACUUUAAUGCACUUCGCGGGAGUUAUUACAACCGGAUCGAUGGCGGAGACGGAACCCCGUUGAAGUGCUUGCAGCCUGGCGUGUUGUGUAUCGUUUUAGCUCGCCAUGUAGCGGGGAGCUAGGUUAAGACGCAAACGUAGGUUUGGCGGUGUUGUCACUUUCAGACACAGAGACAGAAAUGUUGACAGAUGUUUCUUGGACACAGCUCAGCAAUAAGCCAUUUCAAGGAAGAUGGAUAAAGGUGGCGUAAAGAAGAUAACCUACAGAAGAGAUGACCAUUUAGGUAAAUUGGUCUACACUGACAGCCCGGAGGAGGUAGCUCCAUUGAACGUAGCUCCUCGCAGUGCCAUGUCCAUCACCUCUUCCACCUCUAAUGUUCUUCCAUCCAGCCCAUUAAUGCAGCCAGGUGACAUACCUAAUGGUCUCAGCAACAGUCCUCUUCUUGAGGAGCUCAACUUCUCUGCCACCACUGGUCUGUUGCUGGAAGAUAAUGAGCCAAGGAGCCUGACCAAAGAUCAGAAGGCUCAACAGCCGCAACCGUUAUUUCUACACUCUCAGACACCUACCAUGUUUGGACGCCAGACCAUGGGGGGAAGUUUGCUCCAAAUGGAGGUCAAUAUGGCAGACAGUGCCCGGUCCUCCAUGGAUACGCUUAUUGGGGGAUCAGACCCCAACCUUUUCUCUAUGAAAGCAGAGGUGUUUUCCAUGGACAAAGGAGACCAGGAACCUAUUGACUUGGAUCAUGCAUUCGAGCAUAUUGGUAAAGAUGUUGAUGUCAACCAGAAAUUGUUUGGAGACAGCACACUUGACCUGCUCCAAGACUUUGAGCUCUGUGGAUCCCCAUCAGACUUUUAUGUAGGUGAUGAUGCCUUCCUGUCAACUCUGGCAGAGGAUUCUCUACUCGGAGAUGUUUGCUCAGAGAGGGACACAAAGCCCACUGUGGUUGUGAACAGUAAUGACAGUGGCAUUGUCUCUGGUGCUCUCAAUGGCAGCAUUAUGCCAAGUCCAGAUCAGUCCAGCUCUAACAUAUCCACCUCUUUGCCUGUAUUGGUGAAGAAAGAAAAGGAUGCUGGAUACCUUCAACUCUGUACCCCUGGGGUGAUAAAACAGGAGAAGACAUCUGCAGGUCAGAAUUAUUGCCAAAUGAACAGUACUCCUUCCUCAGACAGACCCAGCCCUAGUCCCAUCUCCAUCUGUGGAGUCAGUACUUCAGGAGGACAAAGCUACCACUUUGGAGUCAGCACCAGCAGCAACAAUGAAGCUCAGCAGCAGAAGGAUCAGAAGCCAGUGUCCAGCCUGUAUUCUCCAAUAACAACCAUUGGCACCAUCUGGAGUAGAGGCCAGUGUGUCGGUGAAAAUGGAGGAAUGCAGAGGGCCAGUGGCACAUUUUGCAGCUCUCCGCCUUAUCCUACCAGCUUUCCCAGUUCUACCUCCCGACAGGAAGGGCGCACUGUUUCAAGCUCGACCCAGGGAAAGAGCAGCGAGACCACUCAUAAGAUCUGUCUGGUGUGCUCUGAUGAGGCUUCAGGCUGCCAUUACGGCGUGCUCACCUGUGGGAGCUGCAAGGUCUUUUUCAAGAGAGCAGUGGAAGGUCAGCAUAACUAUUUGUGUGCCGGGAGGAAUGACUGUAUCAUUGACAAAAUCAGGAGGAAGAACUGUCCAGCCUGCCGGUUCCGCAAAUGCUUGAUGGCCGGCAUGAACCUGGAAGCACGCAAAACCAAGAAGAUGGACCGCUUAAAGGGUAUCCAGCAGAGAAACCCACCAGAGGUGAUGCCUCCUCUUCCAGUGAAGACUUGCUCCCUCGUGCCUAAGUGCAUGCCUCAGCUUGUGCCCACAAUGCUGUCCCUGCUGAAGGCCAUCGAACCAGAAACCAUCUACGCUGGAUAUGACAGCACCCUGCCUGACACCUCCACCCGCCUCAUGACCACCCUCAACAAACUGGGAGGCAGACAGGUCAUCUCUGCUGUCAAGUGGGCCAAGGCUCUGCCAGGUUUCAGGAACCUGCACUUGGAUGAUCAGAUGACUCUACUGCAGUGCUCUUGGCUUUUCCUCAUGUCCUUCGGCCUUGGCUGGAGGUCUUACCAACAGUGCAACGGCAGCAUGCUCUGCUUUGCACCAGAUCUCGUCAUUAAUGAGGACCGGAUGAAGCUGCCCUACAUGGCCGAGCAGUGUGAGCAAAUGCUGAAGAUUUCCAGCGAGUUUGUCAGACUGCAAGUUUCCCAUGAGGAGUAUUUGUGCAUGAAGGUCCUUCUGCUGCUCAGCACAGUGCCAAAGGAUGGCCUGAAGAGCCAGGCGGUGUUUGAUGAAAUCCGCAUGUCGUAUAUCAAGGAGCUGGGCAAGGCCAUUGUGAAGCGGGAGGAGAACUCCAGCCAGAACUGGCAGAGGUUCUACCAACUCACCAAGCUGCUGGACUCCAUGCAUGAGAUGGUCCGUGGGCUGCUCAGUUUCUGCUUCUACACCUUUGUGAAUAAAUCGUUGAGCGUGGAGUUUCCUGAGAUGCUCGUGGAGAUCAUCAGCAACCAGUUACCAAAAGUCAAAGCCGGGAGUGUCAAAGCACUCCUGUUCCACCAGAGAUAACUGUGCCCCUGAGCAGACGCAAUGCCUUAAAAUCCCACCCCAUCACUUCACCAUCCACCCCACCCCCGAGAGCCACCCUGAAGGAGACCUCGUUCCCAACGAGGAGUGGAGGAUGAUUUUGGGAGAAAAUAUGCUACUUUGUCAUGGCUGAUGGGUCUGAAGGGAGCGAGCAGAGAGACUGCAGACGUUUGCAUGGAAGCCAACAGCGAGCACAGAGGUUUCGUUUUUGUUCUGAUUUAUCCUAAGAUUUAGUGUGUAACAAAUAGGAAACUGUUCGUAAGGAAUAAGAUAAUCACAAAGAGAUAUAUCCUAACAUUCAUGUUGUCUCAGGUUUCUUACCCUCAUAUACACAUUAUAAAAAUAGAGUAAAUAAAUAUCUAUGUACAGCUUCUGAUAGUAUUUUCUACCUUUUCAGAUUGUAAACGUUUUUACAAAUAUCCAGGUUGUUGUUGCCUGGGAAGCUAAUAAAGCUAAAAUAUAACACGCUCUUAAAAAA